This is a messenger RNA of Mercurialis annua (annual mercury), 3330 nucleotides long. RefSeq lists its product as uncharacterized. The transcript has 7 exons. The coding region runs from base 1 to 3330 and encodes 1109 amino acids. The record is from RefSeq and is a predicted model, not a curated record. Gene Ontology annotation, molecular function: zinc ion binding. Lineage: Eukaryota; Viridiplantae; Streptophyta; Magnoliopsida; Malpighiales; Euphorbiaceae.
AUGGCUGCUGCUUUGUUUCAACAAUCAUGUUAUGGCGUAUUAAAAUGGUAUUUUUUUUGUACAGCUCUAAUGGAAAAAACGAGAUUUUCCAUUUUUUAUCAUUAUGGUGGGUUUGUAGCAUACUAUGACGGUGGUCGUCAUUACAUCGGUGGUAAACUUGAACCCGUUCAUGGACUUUAUUCAAAUAAUUUUAGUUUUUCGGACCUUCGAGAAGACGUGGCGAAGUUCGGUUUUCAGUUCAAUGAAUAUCAGUUAAUGUAUCAGAUUGUAAGACAAGGCGUCAAAUAUGAACUCUUUGACCUCAAAGGGGAAGCUACAUUUCCUGAAAUGAUGAAGCAAGCUGUUGAACUGAAUGGGAUACUGAAUAUUUAUAUCGUGGUAAAGAAAAAUAACAAUGAUGUGUUUGAGAGUCAAUCCUCAAAAUUGAAGAAAGCUCAAAAGAAAAAGGGAGUUCCAUUACAAAAGAACAAAGAAUGUGCAGGUGAAGUAUUAAAUCAGUUAGAUGGAGUUGCACAACAAAAGAACAUAAAUUCUGCAGGUGAAGUAGUAAAUCAGUUAGAUGGAGUUGCACAACAAAAGAACAUAAAUUAUGCAAGUGAGUUACUGAUUGAUAGAAAAGUAGACGAGAAGAUAGAAAGUGAAUAUUUGGACUAUAAUCCGGUAGGUGAGAGUGACACAGAUGAUGGGUUGAGCGAUGAUAACUUGUCAAAUGAUGUUGAGUACAUUGAAGCAAGGAAGAACACAACAAAGUACAAAAAAAUGCAGCCUGAAAUUGUUCAGACUAUGCACACCGUAAGAAGUGUUCGGAGCACAGGAAAAGUCAAGGCCAUUGAAUCUGGGGCUGUUGCAUCUUGUGCUGACUCAGUUUCUAGUGAGUUUCAUAGUGAUUAUUAUGACUCUGAUGCUGAAGUAAAUUCAGAUGGAAGUGAUGAGGAAGAGUGUAAUGGAAAAAAGAAGAAAUAUGGGGUAUAUGAUCCUAAAUGUGACCAUAAACUACUGGUGCUAUUACUGGGAAUGAAAUUUGAGAAUGCACAUCAAUGCAAAGAAGCAGUUCGGGAGUGGGCUAUAUGGAAUGGCCAUAAUCUUAAAAUCAUACGGAGUAGCAGAUAUCAGUUAGAAAUGCGUUGCAUGAAAAACUGUCCCUGGAAGCUUUAUGGUAGUAUGUUGCCAGAUGAAUGUACAUUUUGUAUAAAAACUCUGGUUAGUGAGCAUUUAUGUCCUAGAGUGCUGGAAAAUAGGAUGGUGACUGGUAAUUGGAUAGCAAAACAAUACAGGAACAAGUUUAGAAGAUGUCCUAACUUCUCUGCUAAAGAGUUAGCGGGUGAUCUCUUAGAAACUUUUUGUGUCAGAGUGAGUAGAGCAAUGCUGUACAGAUCUAAAAGUCUUGCGUUAGAAAUGCUUAGGGGGUCUGUAAUUGAACAUUACGGAUUCCUAAGAUCUUACAAGGCUGAACUGAUGAGAGUCGAUAGAGAGGGAAGAUUUGACUUCAUGCUUGAGGAAGGAGGGACUUUCAAGGCGUUCUACAUUGGGUUUAGCUCUCUGAAAAAAGGGUUUAUGAAAGGAUGCCGAAAGAUAAUUGGAUUCGAUGGGUGUUUUUUGAAAACAUUUCUUGGUGGAGCUUUGCUUACCGCAGUGGCUAAGGAUGGGAACAACCAAAUGUUCCCUAUUUGUUGGGCUGUGGUCGAGUCUGAAAAUGAGUUCUUCUGGACUUGGUUUCUUGAAAUUUUGUUUGAAGAGCUUGGGAUUAUUGAUGGGUAUGGAUGGAGCUUUGUUAGUGACCAGCAGAAGGGACUUACAAAUGCAAUUAUGAAGCUUACCCCACACGCCGAGCACAGAAAUUGUGCCAGGCAUGUCUAUUGCAAUUGGAAAAAAGAAUUUAAGGGCCAGACAUUGAAGAAUCUGUUUUGGAGGGCAGCGAGAAGUACUUAUGAGGCAUCAUAUAAUGCUGCUAUAGAAAAGUUGCUUGAAGAAGAUGAGGCAGCUCACAAAGAUUUUCUUAAAAGAGGACCUAAUAAAUUUUGUAAGUUUUACAUGUCUGAAUACCCUAAGUCUGAUAUGAUAGACAACAAUGUAUGUGAAUGCUUUAAUGGGUAUAUAGUUAAGACUAGGGGAAAGCAUAUCAUUGAAAUGCUUGAGGAAAUUAGGUGUGCUUUGAUGGAAAGAAUGCAUAAGAAGCACACUGAAAUGACUGGUGUCACAUUUACAAUUUGCCCUAGGAUUAGGGAAAGGGUAGAAGAGUUAAAAUACAAUUCUAGAAUUUGUACUGCCACACCAUCCAUAGGGGAUAAGUUUCAGGUAGCAAUAAAGGACGAUCAAUAUGUUGUAAACUUGAAAACAUUGACCUGUACUUGUAGGGCAUGGCAACUUACUGGUAUUCCAUGUAUGCAUGCAUGUUCUAGUAUCUUAUGGUUGAACAAGGACCCUUUAGAUUUUGUGGAUCCCUAUUAUUCUGUUCAAAUGUACCUGGAAGCCUGUCGAUAUGCCAUUGAACCUUUAAAUGGCAAGAAGAUGUGGCCUAGAGCAGAAGGUAAUGCAAUUAAGCCACCGGUGAUUAAGCCAAUGCCCGGACGACCAAAAACGAAGAGAAAAAGAGGCAUUGAGGAAGAUAAGAAUCCAAACAAGCUAUCGAAGAGUGGAGUUCUAAUGAGUUGCUCGAGAUGUGGAGUUGUGGGUCACAAUACAAGAACUUGUAAGGAAACUAACAUUCAACGACGAGUAAAGACACCGGCUUCUAGAGGAAGACCAAGAAAACCUAUUGCCCCUGGGACAUCACAUAGACAGCAACUACCAAGAGUAGUCUCCGCUGAUGAUAAGCGCACUAAAAGGAGAGAAAAAAGACGGGUUAAUGAGGGUUUUGGAGUUAGGAUAAUUGAAGAAACAAAUAAUAUGUACAUCCGGCCACCAGGAACCAAACCAGAGACCAGCCGCGCUCAACUUAUUGCUGCCGGGAGGAACCAGCAAUCACAAGCACAACCACAAGAACAACCAGCUGCAAGCGGUGGAAGGAAUGCCAGAGGUGGAAGAGGUGGAAGAGGUGGCAGGUCAGGCAUGGGUGGCAGAGGUGGAAGAGGUGGCAGGUCAGGCAUGGGUGGCAGAGGUGGCAGAGGCAAUGAGGCAUCAACGGUGACAAUUCAACCUUCAUAUGCAAGGGCAACAACAAGUAGUCGAGGAAAAGCAGUCAUUGCCGUUAUUUUGUCAAAACUUGGUUACACCAAUUAUUGCAAUGUAAUAAGCCAUUUUAUGCUAUAUCUGUUUGUGUUGUUACCAGUAUACAUUUUUGUUGUAAACAAUGGCAAAAAGGGUAUGCAUAUCAUUAAGGUUCAAGCUUGA